UUUCUUUCCUCAUUCAUGACUUUUUUAUUUUUAUUUCUAUUAUAUAGUGCUCUCGAUUUUGGAGAAUUUGACACCUCUUCUACAAAUCUUGUAGGUCCACCUGGCUCUGGAAAGGGAACUCAGUCUCCUAUUAUCAAGGAUGAAUAUUGCUUGUGCCAUUUAGCCACUGGUGACAUGCUGAGGGCUGCUGUGGCGGCCAAGACACCUCUAGGUAUCAAAGCUAAAGAAGCUAUGAAUAAGGGAGAGCUUGUUUCAGAUGAUUUGGUUGUGGGCAUUAUUGAUGAAGCUAUGAAGAAACCCUCAUGCCAGAAAGGUUUCAUUCUUGAUGGCUUUCCUAGAACUGUGACUCAAGCACAGAAGCUUGAUGAGAUGUUGGCAAAGCAAGGUGCCAAUGUUGACAAAGUCCUGAACUUUGCAAUUGAUGAUGCUGUAUUGGAAGAACGGAUUACUGGUCGUUGGAUCCACUCAGCCAGUGGUAGGACUUACCACUCAAAAUUUGCACCUCCAAAGUCUCCAGGAGUUGAUGAUGUAAGUCGAGUACAGAACAUUUAAUUAAGCUGCUUAUUUUUAUGUUUCCACGAUCUUAUUUAUAUGAUUACUAUUUUCUUCUAGACUUAGUGUGGAUCGACUCACUAUUUUAGUGUGUAAGUUGUUCAAGUUUCCCAAUCAGCUUCUUGUGGCAUAAGUUUUUGAACCAGUUAAUGACAUCUUGACAUUUA
Molecule: messenger RNA, 719 nt
Organism: Zea mays
Lineage: Eukaryota; Viridiplantae; Streptophyta; Magnoliopsida; Poales; Poaceae
Product: adenylate kinase 4
Exons: 3
Coding region: 16-552 (178 amino acids)
Biological process (GO): nucleobase-containing compound metabolic process
Molecular function (GO): AMP kinase activity; ATP binding
Source: RefSeq, a predicted model, not a curated record